Suillus fuscotomentosus is the source of this 573-nucleotide messenger RNA. RefSeq lists its product as uncharacterized. The annotation marks the transcript as partial. NCBI's taxonomy places the organism in Eukaryota, Fungi, Basidiomycota, Agaricomycetes, Boletales, Suillaceae. The record is from RefSeq and is a predicted model, not a curated record. The transcript has 2 exons.
CGCCAGGAUGUCUACGCGUAUGAAUACGAAGACGGCCCAGGUCCUGAUCCAAGAGAUCCCACCUUUGAUCUCCAAAACGGAUUCAAAUCACCCUGGGAUAGUAGUAUCAUCGAUUCGCUCCUGGAAGAAUUGCAGAAAAGAGUUGGUGAAGAGAGUUGGCCAAUCCGAAGAUCAGAAGCGUAUUUCAGGGAAAUCCUUCAACAUCGCUACAAGCGCCUACGUACAAUCUGGACGGCUGCGCAGGCUAAGGUCACAGCAAAAGGCGCAUUGGAGACUCCUGCAGAGGUGGAGGAGAGGUUGAUAGCGAAGAAGGACGAAACGCUGAAAUCUACUCGUCAAACGACGCGCCGAAAAAAUCAAACGACCGACGAAAACCGAGAAGACCUCCCAGCCUGGCAAUGGCUUCAGCUAUUAGUCAAGACACUAGGAGAUGGCGGCAUGAGUUCGGAGGAAAGCGACGUUGAAAAUCAAAUCGAAACGGUACUUCGUGUCAAAAAUAUGGUAUGGCGCCGUGCGAUGGAACGGGAGUUAGAUAUCAUUGAUCACCAAAGACUUAUGGAUGCCGAUAUCUUC